GCCUGGCGCGCCCGCCAUAGUAGUAGUAGCGUGCUCGCUCUCUCGAUUUAGCACUUGGCGUCCACCCCCCCGGCAAGCCUCGCCUCUCGCCUCUCUGGCUCGCUCGAGCCCGCAGCCGGCCAUCCGUCCUCCCCCACUCCCGUGUGGCCCGGAACUGGGGCUGGCCGCGCUCCUCGUUGCAGAAGCACGCUUGCUAGUCGCAGGCCGAUCCUCGACUCGCCGCCCAGCUAAACGUCGACGCCGCGACUCUUCUCCGACCACAUCCGACACCCUUUGGCCCUAUCCCAUCGUCGGUCAUCGUCAUCGAGCGAGCCGUGGUACCGAUUCGUUUCCCGCCGCUGUGCAUGAAUUGAGACGGGCUGCCCAACUCCUGUCGCCGUCUCCUUUGUCUCAUCCAUCCAUCCGCCCGCCGCUCGCUGUUGGUGCGAAGCCGCCAACCUGCGCCCCCUGUGCGCAUCCCAGAGAUGGAAUCGUCCAUGAGCGGAGGCAACUCCACCUCCGCCAACGACGCCCGCCUCGAGCAACCCAGCGACGCUGUUCCGAUGGAAACCAUUGACCAGCCUUCGGUGCCCGAAAAGGACGCGCUCAGGGCCGCCCAUGACCCUGCCGCCGCUCAGCACGCCGCCCCGGCCUCAACAGACUCCCGCGGCGCCCCCGCCGACGCCGACCGGCCGCCGGCAAACGCGGAGCCCGACACCCACGCAACACCAGCAAAGGGCAAGGACAGGGACGACGAUGCGCCCACGCCGCCAUCCAAGGAGCGGAGCGACUCCAUGGCCAUCGGCCCUGCCCAGGAUGACAUCAGGGCCGUGAGCCACGGCGCUAGCGACAAUCCCGUCUGCAACAUCACUCUACUGCUCACGUCGGGGAGCCGCCACCCGUACAAGCUGGAUGCCAAGUACCUGACGAGACGCAACGUCGUCAUACCCGAAGAGACCGAGAGCGGCCACCCCGAUCCCUUCAGCAUCAGCGUCUACACCCUCAAGGAGCUCAUCUUGAGGGAGUGGCGCGGCGACUGGGAGGCGAAGCCUGCGAGCCCCAGCAGCAUACGUCUUAUCCACUUCGGCAAGCUGCUGGACGAUAAGGAGCAAUUGAAGAAAUAUCAGUUUAGCACCGAGGCUCCGAAUGUUGUCCACAUGAGCAUUCGCCCAGCGGAUCUGGACGAGGAGGAGCCAAAGUCUGGGAGCAAGCAUCUGCCCUCGGGCGGCGGAGACGGCCAGCACUCUCGAGGUGGCAGCAACUGCUGCGUCAUAUUAUGAAGAAGGCGCAGAGGUUCUGGCUCGCAGAAAUGUGAAUGGCUCGAUGUGUUACGACAACCAAGGAUGGCUCUUCGUUGCCUGGCGCGGCCAUGGCCGCCGGACACAUAUAUGGCGCAGCGAAGGCGAACGAGGAAUGGCCAUGCCCCGGACUGCGUGCCCACAUGCGUGCGCAGUCGCGUCCGGGUUUCGCACAUAGGGGAUUGAAGCAUUACGCCCCAUCCCCAUUUCGGCACGACACACUCAUUACACCAUCGUGCUUUGUUGAAUUUUCUUGGUCUACUGUUACACGGGCUGUAGCGUAUGGCGGGACAUUUUUACCGCAACAGAAGGAUGGGAAUCGGAGUCUAUAUGGGCGUCUCAUCUUGUACAAAUGUAUUUUGCUCAUUGCUAUUUGGCAAUGCCUCCGGGGCGCGGUCGGCGGAUGAGCAGCGCACGCCGAGGGACUGAAACAUGUCCAUAGCAGGAUAGAAUUGCAGGUGAUGUUUGCUGCUGGCCGCGUGCAUUCGGCAGAAGAAAUGUUGCGGGAGGCCCCGCAUCUAUGGUGGCCUUGCUGCGUCUUGAUUUAUUGUACAUGUACUGAGC
Molecule: messenger RNA, 1841 nt
Organism: Purpureocillium takamizusanense
Lineage: Eukaryota; Fungi; Ascomycota; Sordariomycetes; Hypocreales; Ophiocordycipitaceae
Exons: 2
Coding region: 465-1259 (264 amino acids)
Source: RefSeq, a predicted model, not a curated record